Messenger RNA from Marasmius oreades (fairy-ring Marasmius), 1343 nucleotides. RefSeq lists its product as uncharacterized. Gene Ontology annotation, molecular function: metal ion binding; succinate-CoA ligase (ADP-forming) activity; ATP binding. The transcript is spliced from 10 exons. NCBI's taxonomy places the organism in Eukaryota, Fungi, Basidiomycota, Agaricomycetes, Agaricales, Marasmiaceae. The coding region runs from base 21 to 1277 and encodes 418 amino acids. Gene Ontology annotation, biological process: succinyl-CoA metabolic process; tricarboxylic acid cycle. The record is from RefSeq and is a predicted model, not a curated record. Gene Ontology annotation, cellular component: succinate-CoA ligase complex; mitochondrion.
CACUUCUAUCCAUAAAACUCAUGCUUUCAUCCGUUUUCAAGAAAGCGGGCUCUCGAGCUCUUGCUUCUCGUCAUGCUGGUCAGAGACGUUCCUUGUCCAUUCAUGAGUAUCAAUCCGUCAAGUUACUCAACUCAUAUGGAAUACCAACCCCGAAGAGCGUUCCUGCAAUGUCUGCAGAAGAGGCCUAUAACGUAGCAAAAGAGUUUGGCCACAACCGACUCGUUAUCAAAGCGCAAGUACUCGCCGGUGGACGUGGAAAAGGAAAGUUUGACAAUGGGCUCCAGGGUGGUGUGCAUAUGGUCGAUUCGGCUGAACAAGCUAAGGAGCUUGCUUCCAAGAUGAUUGGUUCCAAACUCAUCACUAAGCAAACUGGUGCAGGAGGACGUCUUUGCAAUGCCGUCAUGCUCGCAGAGCGUCGUGAACCGGCUCAUGAGUACUACGUUGCCGUUCUCAAUGACCGUACUUCACGAGGCGUUGUCCUUGUUACUUCCAACCAGGGUGGUAUGAACAUUGAAGAAGUUGCCGCAAAGGACCCUUCGGCCAUAAUCACGACGCCAAUCAGCUACACGCAUGGACUCUCGAAAGAAAAGGCUUUGGAGGUAGCGAAAAAGCUGGGUUUCAGGGAUACAACUGCUCAAGGCGAAGCUGCUGACAUUUUUAUAAACCUUUACCGCAUCUUCAAAGAAAAGGAUGCUACUCAAAUUGAGAUCAACCCGAUGGCAGAAACCAAGGAUGGCAAGGUUCUUUGCAUGGAUGCCAAGUUUGGGUUUGAUGAGAAUGCCGAAUUCCGCCAACAGGAUGUCUUCGCGUUGCGCGAUAUCAGCCAGGAGGAGCCUUCAGAAGUUGAGGCACAGAAAGCGAAUCUCAACUUCAUCAAAUUGGAAGGGAGCAUUGGAUGUUUGGUGAACGGUGCUGGUCUUGCCAUGGCUACCAUGGACGUUCUUGCGCUACAUGGGGGUAACCCUGCAAACUUCCUCGAUGUUGGAGGAGGUGCCACACCUGAGACUGUGAAAAAGGCGUUCGAAAUCCUUCUGUCUGACCCCAAAGUGAAGAGCAUCUUCAUCAACAUCUUCGGAGGAAUAAUGCGCUGUGAUUAUAUUGCGGAAGGUGUCAUCAAGGCAACAAGGGAACUCAAUCUUUCAAUACCUCUGGUUGUCCGUUUGAAAGGAACGAAAGAACAAGAGGCCAAAGACAUGAUCAGAGAAUCUGGCUUGAAGAUCAUAGCUUUCGAUGAUUUGGACGAAGCGGCUGAGCGGGCCGUUUCACUGGCAAUUUAGACCUUGAGUGCAUUACUCACACUCAAUCCCAGUAAAUUAUGAUGAACUCGGAGAAUGGAAAAUGCG